Messenger RNA from Mercenaria mercenaria, 2191 nucleotides. RefSeq names its product actin-histidine N-methyltransferase-like. The transcript has 14 exons. The record is from RefSeq and is a predicted model, not a curated record. Gene Ontology annotation, biological process: actin modification; positive regulation of transcription by RNA polymerase II; peptidyl-lysine monomethylation. Lineage: Eukaryota; Metazoa; Mollusca; Bivalvia; Venerida; Veneridae. Gene Ontology annotation, molecular function: histone H3K36 methyltransferase activity; transcription coactivator activity; protein binding. Bases 149 to 1663 code for a protein of 504 amino acids.
AUUAAUUAAUUUCAGUAGUAGUAUUUUACCUAAAAAGUAAAUAUCACUUAUUGUAAAUAUAACGCCGUCCGGGAUACACAAAAUCUGAUGACGUAUUACACAUGCCGGUGCAUCUGGACACGAAAAAAAUUGAAUCAGCUUCAGCAGAAUGGGUCGUAAGAAUAGGAACAAGAAGGCAGCUCCUAGCAAUGGAGCAUCAGGUUCAGCAGAGGCAAGCAAACAGUUGAGCAAGGCAGCUAAGAAAGAAAUAAUGGACUUGAUCAAACUUCUCCUGGAGAAAUGUUCUCAGCCAGGAGGGAGUGGUGCUAAGGAAUUUGAGGAUUAUCUUGAGAUUAGAGGCACUGUGGAGAAGAUCAGAGAUUUACAAAAAGAUAUCAACCUUGUGAUGGAGAAGAGAGAGGACAAGUUUCCAGUGUUUAAAGACUGGUUGAAGAAUAAUAAAGUUGACGUUGGAUGUGUGGAAAUUCACAAAUUUACUGGUCUGGGACAUGGACUUCAGGCUACCAAAGACCUCAAGGAAGGGGACCAGUUCUUAGCUAUUCCUAGAAAUAUAAUGAUGACAACACAGUCAGCAAGAAGUUCUGCAUUAGGUCCAUUGAUAAGUGAGGACAAGAUACUACAGGUGAUGCCGAGUGUUGUGUUAGCGUUACAUCUCCUGUGUGAGAGACGAUCGCCAGAAUCAAACUGGGGACCUUACCUCAAUAUCCUACCUGAAUCCUACAACACACCACUGUACUUCACACCAGAAGAUCUCAAAUACUUGAAAGGAUCACCAGCACAGAGUGACUGUAUAAACCAGUAUAGGAACAUUGUCAGACAGUAUGCUUACUUCUACAAACUCUUUCAAAAUGAUGCCUCAUCACAGAAUCUUCCAAUCAAAGACUUGUUCACCUUUGAUGAUUACAGAUGGGCAGUGUCAACAGUGAUGACCAGACAAAACCAGAUACCGACACCAGAUGGCAGUAAGAUGACCUUUGCUCUGAUACCAUUAUGGGACAUGUGUAACCAUUGUAAUGGUCUUAUAACAACAGAUUUUAACCUAGAGAAAGACUGUAGUGAAUGCUAUUCAUUAAGAAGUUAUUCUAAAGGAGAUCAGAUAUUUAUUUUCUAUGGAGCAAGAUCUAAUGCAGAAUUAUUGGUGAAUAAUGGAUUUGUGUAUUUAGAAAAUGAACAUGACAGAAUGGCUAUAAAGCUAGGAAUAAGUAAAAGUGAUCCAUUGUUUAGUCUCAAGUCGGAGGUUUUGACUAGAUGUGGUCUCCUUCCAUCAAGAACGUUCUACCUCCACAAAGGAGAGCUUCCAGUUGAUAGUGACCUGUUAGUAUUUUUGAGAAUAUUUCAGAUGGAUGAAGAGACAUUAAGAGGGAAGUUUUCUGAAGCCAAUGCUGCCGAGUUAAGGGAAGAGCUGGGGGAUCUAGAGAAAGUGGUUUCUGUAGAUGUUGAAAUGAAGGUGUGGAAUUACCUUGAGACCAGGUCUACUCUCCUCAUGAAGGCUUAUGAUUGUACUGUAGAGGAAGAUGAUGAGGUCAUGCAGAAAGAAAAACUGUCCGAGGCAGCGUUAUUAUGUGUUCAGUUACGGAGAUGUGAAAAAAUAAUCCUUAAGUCAGCGGCAGCAUAUGCUGCACAGAGAAAACAGAAAUUACAACCAUCACAGGAAACAACAUAGCUUGGAGUACAGAUAUAUAACUGACAAUGAGCAUUUACUAUAGAGCUUUUAUGAGAGGAGUGCAAUAUGAGGACAGUGCUUAUUUUGCUACAUGAGAUGGCAAAAUCCAACGGCAUUAUCACCUUUCAAGCAUGUGUAAAGUGUUCUGGAAUUUACUAACAGUUUACAAUUUGGGAUGCUUUAGUUUUGAAAGGGAUAGUAAAGUGUUUUUGAAAUAGGAAUAUGAUGUCUUUCCAACCAUUUCUGCAUUUAAAGAUGUGAUAUAGACUGAUUAUUUGAAUCACAACAGCAGUUGAUUUUUUUGUCUCCUUAAAUAUAAUUGUAUUUUCUGACUUAAGAGUUUCUUGAAUGAUAUCUGUGUUUUAUUGCAUGUUAUCAGUAUCCAGUUGAUAAAACAGGAAUACAAUGUCUUGCAUGUUUGUUAUUGGGAAAUACUGUAGAUCUUGUGUUUUCAUGUCACUAUUAUAUUGUGUUUUACUGGUCAUCAUCCUUUUCCCAUUUGUUAAAAAUAUACAACUUGUAGCUGGU